UCCCCCCAUUCCCAUUACUCACCAAUUUUACUCUCUAAUCUUCAUCUUCAUCUCCUGCUGCUGCUGCUGCUGCUGCUGCUGCUGUACCAUUCUUUCAGUAUUUUUCUCAAACACCUACUCGGGUGUAUUGCUAUUUGCUAGCAGACCCAUCCAUUGGCGGCGCUAUGUCCACGUCGGCGGAAGCUAAUGGUGCGAUUAUUGACCCAAAGCAGAGGCAGCAGCAGCCGCCGCCCUCCAAUGGAGCCUUAGUUGUCAAGAAGCCGCCCGCCAAGGACCGCCAUAGCAAGGUUGAUGGCCGAGGCAGACGCAUACGCAUGCCGAUUGUGUGCGCCGCCAGAGUAUUUCAGCUCACAAGGGAGCUCGGCCACAAAUCCGAUGGCCAGACUAUUGAGUGGCUCCUCCGCCAGGCCGAGCCAUCUAUUAUAGCCGCCACUGGUACUGGCACCAUCCCUGCUAGCUUCUCUACUGUCUCUGUCUCGGUCAGGAACUCCUCCUCCACCACCAGCCCUUCUAUCUCCGCGCCGCUCGAUCAGAAGCCGUCCCACUCCUUGAUUUCAUCCGCUCCCUUCAUUCUCGGGAAGCGCCUCCGCUCAGAGGAAGAUGGUCUCGACGGAGGUGGGAACAAGGACGACGUCGCCGGCACAGCCACUGUCGUGGGUCCCACUGCUGGAUUUUGGGCUAUCCCUCCCAGGCCGGACUUCGGCCAGGUGUGGAGCUUUGCGGCGGCUCCUCAUGAGAUGGUGGUACCCACACCCGCAUUGAAUUCCCACCCUUCCCGGUUUCUACAGCAACAGAUGGGCGAGGCGUCGGCAGCUAGGGUUGGGAAUUACUUGCCCAUAGCACAAGGCCACCUCAAUUUGCUAGCUUCUCUAUCAGGUCCUCCACCUCCUUCAUCCGGCCGAAGAGAUGACGACGGACGUUAAAGCUAUGGCUAUUAUCUUACUGUUAAUAUGGCGAUAUAUAUAUAUAUAUGUGUGUGUGUGUGUGUGGGGCUGUUGCUGUCUGUUAUUGUUGUUGUGUAGAUGAAAAAUUGUUGUUAAUUUUAGGGUUUAGGGUUUAGCGAGUGAAGAAUGAAAGUAGGGUUGCGCACUUGAUGAAUUAAACUUAGGCGGUUUGCUUCAUUCCAUUUCUUAGUCUUUCAAUUUCUCCAGUUUUGGGUGUUUGGUGAUGAAUUGGUGGUGGGAAGUCCUCCACCUUGGGCACAACACAAUGCUCAUAAUAAAUUCAAUUGUUCACCUGGGUCAUUAGAAGAUAUACUAGGGUCUGCUUUGUGGACUAUGAAGAAAUGUAGUUCCACACGUGUUCAUGAAUGUUUUGUAAUGAAGCCAAGGAGGUUUCAAGUCAAUAACAUUUCUGUAAUUUGUUGCUCAGCUAGCUAGCUAGCUUGCUAAAAUAUGAGAUGAGUGAUUUGGACUUCAUUACUGUGCAAAUAUAUAUAUAUGUUUGUGUUCCAUUG
Molecule: messenger RNA, 1456 nt
Organism: Ipomoea nil (Japanese morning glory)
Lineage: Eukaryota; Viridiplantae; Streptophyta; Magnoliopsida; Solanales; Convolvulaceae
Product: transcription factor TCP7-like
Exons: 1
Coding region: 165-923 (252 amino acids)
Cellular component (GO): nucleus
Molecular function (GO): sequence-specific DNA binding; DNA-binding transcription factor activity
Source: RefSeq, a predicted model, not a curated record